Messenger RNA from Didymodactylos carnosus, 2820 nucleotides. NCBI's taxonomy places the organism in Eukaryota, Metazoa, Rotifera, Eurotatoria, Philodinida, Philodinidae. The record is from the annotation of a GenBank genome assembly.
AUGGUAGCGCUGUGCAUUCUGCAACGGCAUGCUCUGCAAAGAAUGUCCGUAUUAUCAGCACCGAAGUCAACCACAUUUUCUCAUUCUGCUAGAACAUUUCAACAAUUACCGUCUGAAAAACGAACACCAUUAACAGUGUCGAUACCAAAAUGUUUUAAUGUUACAUUUGCUAUACAACAUGGUUAUUUUCGAUGUGUAAGAUAUUUAUUAGAAUUAGGAUAUGAUCCAAAUGAACGAGAUAGUAAUCUUCGAACAACAUUAAUUCUAUGUGCUUACAUUGAAAAUGCUAAAUGGCGUUUGUCAUUAGCUCAAAAUUUACUAGAGAAAGGUGCCCGAAUUGCAUUAGAUGAUCAUGCAAGACGAAACAGUUUGCAUCAUGCAUGUGCAUUACAACGAGAAGAAUUGGUCAAACUAUAUUUAACAUGUUUAGAUUUUAAUAUUGAAGCAAAAGAUUGUGAAGGAUGUACAUGUCUACAUUAUGCGGCAAUUACAGGCAAUUGUCAAAUAGCUGAGAUGUUAGUUGACGCUGCCGAAAGAAAAGGAAUAAAAUUAGAUCAAUAUAUAAAUAAAGAAGGUUGUUCAGCCGCUGUACUAGCACUAAAAUAUGGACAUAUUGAUUGUGCUAAUACUAUUACACAUCGUGAUUCAGAUGAAUUUUUUGUUGUUCCACGUCCAUUAAGUAUUUUUGAAUUGCCCGUACAAAAUGAUAAAAAAGAUUCAAAAACAAUAAAUUCAUCUAAACAACGACGAAAAUCUAAUAUACAUCCGACAACUUUGUCUUUUGGAUUAUUAAAAAUAAUCUUUAAUGAUUUUGAUACUAAUUAUUCAACACGUUUACAUGAUAUGGUAGAAGAAAAUCGUUUAGCUGAUAACAAUCGUCAAAAGAAAAAAUUAAUUAAAAAUCAACUUCGUCAUGAUUCAAAUACAAUUACAUUAGAUAGUAAAGGAUAUACAACUGAAUUUCUUAGACUAAAAACAUCAUCAUGUAAAUCAAUUAAUGAACAUGCUAGCACUGAAGCGCUUGUUAAUCAAGAACGAAAAACAAAUUCAUGUGAAGAUGAUCAACAACCACAACAAUCAAAUGGUGAACGUUUAAGUCCACGUCUUCAAUUGAUGUUACAACAACAUCCUCAUCUAGGAAGAAAAUCAAAUAUAAAUGAAGAUGAAACAAUAUCGAGCGCCAUUAGUAUGAUACUACAGGACAAAAAUGAACCAUUAAAUAAUUCAAAAACUAACAAUAGACCAAAAACAGCAAAAAUAGAUGUUCUAGUAACAAAAGUAGAGUUGCAAAAACAACCAUCAGCGAAGAAGGUGGAAACAUCUUCGGAUAAUUAUUUGUCUGAGCUAAUUCCUGCUGGAACAGCAAUAAGUAGUUUUCAAACAAUCAAUAGUGGAAAAAUGUUGGGGAAUAAGCAUAAUAAUUCUCAAGCAAGUGUAAAUACGUUCAAACCUUUUUCAACUACGGAAACGACGGAUUUUGCUGAAUUGCAGCCAUCAUCAAAUUCAUUCGUUACAACAUCAAUGAAAAGUAUGUUUUCCGAACAGCGUUCCCAAAAACCAUCAUCAAUAGUCCAAAUUAAAAAUCUAGAUCAACCAUCGCGAUUAAAUUCAGCAAAACCACUACCGAUUUCCAUUCAAGAAAAGCAUACGAUGAGAAUACCUUCAUCUCUAAAACGACGAUCACCAUCGAAUUAUGAUAAAUCAAAAUCACCAACAUCAAACAAUAUUAUAUUACAGAUGGCACAACAAGACAGAACGCAUAAAUAUACUGAACGUGUUCGAUCGGCGCCAUUAGUGGCACAUAAACAGAUACCUUUUCAUAACAACCUCUCGUCAGAUAAAACCUAUUCUCAAAUGCUCUACGCUGGACGACCUAUUUCGGCCGUAUUACAUACAAGUGCAACGAGAACACCAACACCAUUGGAUAAUUGUACAAUACGUGAAGCAAAACCGAAUACACUCUACAAUAAUCCCGAAGAAUUAUUCGGUUUAAAUCCAAAAGAUUUGUUUGGCACACAUAUUCAACCAGUUAUUGUCUCUAAAACCACACCAAAAGAUUCAGAUAGCGAAAGAAAUCGAAUGAAAAGAAACUUUCAUAAACAACAGCAUCUCUGGAAACAAGAUAUUGACAAAAUAAUCGAUUUGUACAACAUUCAUCACAGUUCAACUUACCGACCGACCGUUCUAUUUGUACCUAAACCGACAGCAGAUAAUGAACCAAAAUCAGGUUUGUUAUCAACUAGACGUAAUAGUAUCAUGGGAAGCACAACAAAAAAACUAUUACAACGAAAUCCACCACGUUCAAAAAUUAGUACUCUAGCACAGUUGAAUUUGACACGUAGAAGUUCUGUUGUUAAUAGACCACCAACAAUUAAAGUCGUUAAAGCUGAUGGUGUAGUCACUCCCUCAGGUGGACGUUUACCAUCCAUCGAUCGUGGUAUCUAUGAAUCGCAUGUAUUUGAACACAAUCAUACUUCUACUCCACAUAUGUAUCAACCCAACGAUCAGGAGUGUGUUCGUUUAGCUGGUAAAGACCGAAAUCGUCAAUUUCGUUAUUUUUAUACAUCACAUCCAUCGGCAGUUCGAAUCUAUAUACGUUAUCGUGAUUCUACUUCGACUAGCGAAACAGUACCAUACCAAAGAAGGCUAUCACAAUUUUCUGAUAGAACAAUUAAACCACAACUUCAUCAUUUAUCUGUUAGUGAAAAAUAUAAAGACGAAGUUAGAAAAAUGUAUUAUUAUAAAGAUCUGAAAUGUUUUCUUCCAUCAACAUCAUACGAAUUCAAUGGUAUCAAAAUUGUUGGCCACAAAAUCGACUAA